GCCAAGAAACUUCUGGAAGCGGCAGUCAGAGAGUUCACUCAUGUUGGAGAUGCUUAUCCAAAUAAAAAAUCUGUGGCUAAAUAUUACUGCACAAAACUGGAAGCCCAGAUUGUAAAAGUUCACUUUAACAGCAUUUUUCAAAAGAGCCAAGAUUCCAACAAUCCCCAAGUUCUUUCAGCAAUUCUCAAAGGAUGUGAGUAUUAUGAGCACCUCUGUGGACAGUUUAUGGAACUGCAUUGCUAUCAGGAUGCUGUCACUAUUGCCAGAAAGCAUGCUAGUAUUCUGAGAAUGCUGGCUAAAGAAUCUGUGGAGAAAGAUUCAAGCCGCAUGUAUUACUUUCAGACACUGAAUCUACUCAGACAGACACUACAUUUGGCUGAACAGAUUUAUGCAGACACUCUUACAUUGUCCCCUUUAUCUGAGAUGAAAGUUGUAAACAUGCCUGUUCAGCGAAUAGUGACCGAAAUCCACAUUGAACUUGGUGAAGUCAUGACUGACGUUCUAGUAUCCCAAGAGACGCAGCGGCGGCAAGCUCAAAUACAGGAGGAGAGAAAAGCAUCCAUUAUACGCCAAGUACAGGAGUUUAUUUGGGAUCCACCUAUCUGUGAAGACAAGGAAAAGCAGUGGAUUGACUUGGGAAGAACGGCUGCUGAUGAAGCCAUGGCAUCAUUCACACUUGCUCAUAGCAUGAGUGCAGGAAAACCUUAUCUGAGAGCCAAGUCUCUGGCAGGACUAGGCCGAUUGUUGAAGGUUGUGGCAGACAGUCAUGGACCAGAUCCACCUACAAACUGGAUGGCUCAUGAUAUUGAGGCACUAAGAACUCAAUUGGCCAACGAGGAGGCUUUGUCAAAAAUAGCUGCUGAAAUGGAAAAAAUCCAAGAGCAAACAGGGAUUGAAGAAGAAGAGGCAGCAGAAGAAAACUUUGCACAACAUCAUGACUCAGUAGCAGCAGAAGGCAAAGAUGUAACAACAGCCUCAGUAGAAGUAGAUGAAGCAACUUUGAAAAAAAUGGCCAGCUGUACACAGCAGAUAACUCUGAAAAAGAAGCAGCAAGAAAUAUCACAGUUGUAUUAUAUGUGUGCCAGCGAGUGUUUAUCACAGUGCCUAAAUAUUUCCCUACAGCAACAUUUCACAGAUCUGGCUGCAAAAGCAUCUUUUGAGAUGUUUAUAUUGAUUGGACAGCAUGAUCCAUCAUCUGCAUCUCUAAUGUUGUCACUGUUUCAGAGCUGCCAGUCAUCUUUGACCAUGGAGCAGGUGCUGUUUAAAUCUCAGCCUGACCCCCUGACCUCUCAGCUAGCAGCUUUGUUGCACCAGAGGCACCAUUUACUGAAGAACGAUGCAAAGACCAAUCGCACCACAAGUCCACUUUAUAAGGAUAUCACAGUUACUCUGUUUAGUGAUUGGCAGGCCUGGAAGAGGCUAGAGAUAACACCAAACUACCUGGACAUUCUCAAGGAGGUUCCAUCCAAUUACACCCUCAUAGUCCUGCAGCAUUCUCCAGACAAAAGCCUUCUGUAUGCAGCUGUUCUUGACAAAGCAAAAACUACUGCCAUGGUUACUAAGCCAAAAAUGGGCGACAAAAAAGCAACACCUUCCAAAAUUAACAUCUUAAAAGCUUCUGCCGAGGACCUUAUUGAAGGUUUCAGUUAUGCUGGGAGAGCUCGAGUGUUUGAGACAGUUACAGAUAUCGGCCAACUGCAGCAGAUCUUGUCCAGGCUAAGUGAAUACAAACAGAAACAGCAGAGCAUGUUGUUGAAAAAAGAAUACCAGCGCACAAAGGCUGCACAGCGAGAGAAACUGUUAGAGAAUGUAGAUGAUGAUUUUAAAGCCUUCUCCAUGUCAAACCCUGAAGACACAAAUGAAGAUGCCAGAUUAGAAAUUGAGUUUUCUGAGAUCGUUGUAGCAAUGAACAACUACCUGAAACCAGUUCUGGAACCUGUCUACAAUUCUCUCAGACCUGAAAAAAGCAGACUUAUGAAGGAAACAACAUGGCGGCCUUAUUAUGGUCUCCUCUUUGGGGGAAGAUUACGGAACUCUAUAAGGGAUGACAACGUGGCCACAAACAUUGGCAGAGACUUAUCUACUGAAGGCAAAGAUAAAGAAAAAGGCUCCAGGGAACACCUUCCAAAAAAUGAGUGUUUAGUGGUGCUGGCUGAUGCAGAUUUAAUGUGCCUGCCCCUGGAGGCAAGUCAGUACUUGCAGCAGAUGGAGGGAGUUACUUCUAUAUCCAGGGAUUUCUCCCUACAGCUCUUAUGUCACCGAGCUCAGCAAGGAAAACAGGGGAAGGGUCUUGAUGUUAAGACUGAUGGCAAAAAGAAAACAUCAAAGGAAGCGAGCAAAAUGGCAUCUAGAAUAUUAUCCUUGAGGGAUGCUAAACAAAAAGCAGCUAAGAUUGUUCCCUUGGAUAGGGCUCCACAAGGCUGGCAGGCGGCAGUGAACACCCACUUCUUCAGAUACAUUGUGGAUCCCUUCCUGGAUUCAGCUGCAGUUGAAGUCAAAGCUCCACAAAAAGAGUUUGGACAGAUUCUUGAGCAGUAUGAGCAACAGUUCACCGCCCGAUGGUUGGGUAUCCAAGGAAGUGAUCACACUCCCAGUGUUGGAGAAUGGGAAAUCUACAUGACAGAAAGUAGCGCAUUUAUCUUUUAUGGGACGGAGAGACUAUUGGGAUACAUUCCCCCAUAUAAAAUGUCUGCUCUUAAUUUGACAGAUUGUAACAUCCUGCUCUCCUUUGAUAAAGCAGAGACACAGAAGAGUUUCAACAGACAGUGUAAACUGGAUACUUUGAAAAGUCCAAUAGAUUUGAGCCUCGAGUCUCCGGUAGAGACAGCAAUGCUGACCAGCUUAAGCGGCGUUAAAUGCAUUCUUCUAAAUCAGUGGAACUGUUCACUGGAAGAGAAUGCCAACAGGAUACACCAGACCAUGGCUUUUUUACUACAGAAAGGCAAGACGACAGGGCAAACAUCUUACAUGCUCCAGAAUCCUCACAAAGCAGUUUUAGAAGAGAAACUGGCUCAAGACAUGAUGGCAAAAGCCAAGGACAUGGCAGCAAACAGAGAUAAGAAAAAGAACAAGGUGGAAUUACCUGUUCCAAAAGACAAACUUAAGCCUAAAGACAAUGAGAAUAAUAAAGGUGAAGAACAGAACAAACCCCAAGAUGACGAGUUGGUAAACGAAGUUUCUACACAAGAAAAUGGAACUGUAAUUUCUAGAAGUGUUUUUAACAUGGUCUGUUUUGGGAUGCCAAAUUUGAUUGUCACACAAGAACCUUCACCAACUGAUAAACAUAUUAAAAAAUAA
This is a messenger RNA of Candidula unifasciata, 3297 nucleotides long. The record is from the annotation of a GenBank genome assembly. NCBI's taxonomy places the organism in Eukaryota, Metazoa, Mollusca, Gastropoda, Stylommatophora, Geomitridae.